GUCAAUGUCAUUGUCAAUACAAGUAAUUAAAAAUACUGAAUACUUCCGUUUGUGCUUUGUGGUAAAAAAUUUAAAAUUGUGUAUAUUUUAUUGUAUAUUGGUUUAAAAUUAUUAAUUUUAGAUAGAAGCAAAGUUUAGAAAUGAAAUUACAGUGUGUAAUUGAAGUUGUUAAUAGAAAUCACAGUGCUUUGAAUAUUAAACCUAACGCUAAAUAUUUAAGAUCUACACUAGCCCUGGGCAAAGAACCGAAGAAAGAAGAGGAAUACUUUAUACUGCACUUCUCCUCUGUUAACAAAACUGGCACCAAAUACAAAGUGAAAUGUAUAAAACAAGUGUUUGUGAAAUGUCUAAAUGAAGGUAAAGUAACAUUGAGAUUUGAAGAACCACCUCACGAUUUGUGUAUUAAAAGCGAAGUUAUUCAAUUAAAAAGUUUUAUGAGAUUACUUAAAUCUUGUAUUACUGGUGAUACAAAGGACUUGAAACUAUCUAAUCUAUCAUCAAUUGGUGUAACAAGCAAAGAUAUUGCACCAACCAAAUUAACGAUCAAUAAUCGAUCAGAGUUUCCCGCCAAAGGACUCCCACGUACUCUGAAGUCUCUGUAUAUCAAUGGGCUGAAGCUUUGCAAUUUUCGUCGCGACAUUUUACUGCUGAACCAACUUACUGUCUUGGAUCUGAGUAAUAAUGAAAUUGAAAAGAUACCUCCUGAAUUUAGUAGAUUACCAAGCUUAUGUGAAUUGCAUUUAUCUAAUAAUUCUUUAGGCUUAAAUAAAAAUCCUAAUUGGCAGUGGCUUCUUGGACUACAGGUAUCAAAUAAACUAAAGCUUUUAGAUCUGAGUGGAAACAAAUUAAAGGAUUUACCAAAAAGUAUAUGGAAAUUGCAAAGCUUGGUCACAUUGAAAUUAAAUAACAAUAAUCUGGAUUAUUUACCAAGUUCUUUGGGUCGUAUCAGUACUUUAAGGUAUCUAUCAAUUACCGAAAAUAACGAUUUGCAGUCUUUACCAUAUACUUUGAAGCACUGUGGAUUAGAGCACUUAGAUAUUUCAUCAAGUAAAUGUACAUGUGAUGAAACCGAUCUUAAACAUAUCAAUACAAAAUGGAAGUCAUAUGAUAGCUUAGUUCAUAUUGCAGCAAAAAUAGUUUUAAAGUACAAAUUGUUCUAUGCACCUAACAUAAUACCUAAAACCUUGGUUGAUCUUUUGGAUAAUUGUGAUAUGUGUGUUUGCGGCAAGCCAGUACUAAAUGAUAAAAAUAAUAUUAUUAAGAAAAUGGAAUAUAACAACACUUUCAGUAGACGCAUAACUUUUAAUUUAUUGCAUUAUUUAUUAAGCAUACAAUGUUUUUUUUGUUCUCCAAAGUGUCUUACGUCUAUUAUAUCUUCGAGAAUUCGUUUGUAACACUCCCAAUGGCAUGAGCGGCGGCAGGAGACUGGUGUAGAUGACAGAAAAAAGUUAACCGCUACACAUAACAUAAUACGCUCCGAAUGAGUCUUAAGAUAUCUCUGAAUAUCUUAUAUAACAAAUAGAUAUACGGGUAUAUUGUUUGUGUAUAUACGAGUAUAUUAAGUAGGUAUAGUAUAUGUAUAUUGAGUAGAUAUAUAUGUAAGUAUAUUGAGUAGGUAUAUAUGUAUACAGUAGAGAUGCGCCGACUAUGACUUUUGGCUAGUUGGCCAAAAGGGUUUAUUCCCCAUGGUCCCGGCGAGACAUAUAAUACCUAUUACCGAAUUAAAGAUUUAUUGUGAUCAAUGUUAUAGUCGAUAUUUUUUUUCAAUAAAUCCUGCAUCCUGCCCCGAGCGCACGAUUUCACAUCCCCGCAGGUAUACGUCCCCCAUCGCCCACAUACCAUGGGAGUGUCAUCAACCAACUUGCCAAGCUAUAAGGAUUAAUUAAUAAUUAUUCAAAUAAUAAAAAUUGUAUCUGCUU
Molecule: messenger RNA, 1919 nt
Organism: Bicyclus anynana (squinting bush brown)
Lineage: Eukaryota; Metazoa; Arthropoda; Insecta; Lepidoptera; Nymphalidae
Product: leucine-rich repeat protein 1
Exons: 4
Coding region: 141-1394 (417 amino acids)
Molecular function (GO): protein binding
Source: RefSeq, a predicted model, not a curated record